Messenger RNA from Knipowitschia caucasica, 1554 nucleotides. NCBI's taxonomy places the organism in Eukaryota, Metazoa, Chordata, Actinopteri, Gobiiformes, Gobiidae. The record is from the annotation of a GenBank genome assembly.
AUGAUGAUAACUGAGGUGCAUUGCUUUGACCUUCUCUCCUUUGUUUCAGUCCCAGUGUCCAAACCUUCACUCAGACCCCUCACUCCUCCGAUGGGUGGGCCUUCGUGCAUGGGGGAGGCUGUGACUGUGCGCUGCAGUGCAAACCAGGGCACGAACGUGGUGUAUGUUUGGUAUCAACAAGCUCAGCCUGAAGUCGCUGUGGUCUCAAACUCUCCGGAUCUAAGGCUGGAUUGUCGCUUAUCUCAGAAAAAUACACACUUUUAUUGUGUGGCCAAAAACAGCAUGGGACAGCAGCGGAGCGAUACUGUCUUUGUGCAGGUUCUCUUUGCAGCAGAGAACAACUGCAUGUAUCAGGUUCUUUUUCAUGAUCAGUAUAUCUAUCACUGCCCAGGCAGACUGACCACUGCUUCUAUCACCACGGCGACCGCCUUCCAAUCCACGGCACAUGUUUCACCCUUCAAUCAAAAUCAGACCCUUCCGAGUGGAGUUCACACCUGCAGUAGGUGCAGCUCCAGCGCCGUCAACAUUUCACAGAGACUACCACUGUGGAAAAAGCUGAUCCACUCAUUUAUUAAUGCUGAAUGCCCGAGACCCACAGGAGGAGCCAAUAUGAUGCUGGUCACUGACAUUUCGUUCCCGGCUCCGGACGGCACUAGUGUCACUUUCAAAUGUGAAGUCGGAUACAGUCCAAUGGGCUCUGGAACCGUCACCUGCUCCAACGGCGUAUGGAGUAAACUGGGGAUGAAGUGUGAAAUAAAGUCUUGUGGUGCUGAAGAUGUGAGGAAUGGAUACGUCAAGUACGAGGACAGCGCUGACUUUGGUUCUUUCGCAUACACAGUCUGUAAUUUGGGUUUUACCCCAGUGCCAUCGGGAGUAAAUAAAAUCUACUGCGGAGCUGAUGGCUGGGAAGGACGAUUGUCUGUUUGUGAACCAAUCUUAUGUGAGCCGCCAAAUUCAAUGGAGAAUGGAUACUUCAGCCCCAUAAAGGAUGCUUACGAGCACUCUGAGGUCGUCACGUACGCUUGUGAAGGAGCUCAUGUUCUGAAAGGCUCUAAAACCCUAACAUGCUCAGACAACGGCACCUUUGAUCGUGCACCACCAACUUGUGUCUUGGUGAACUGUCAAAACCCUGUGUUGGAAUUUGGGAGGAUUUCUUCCGGUUCCCCUCCUUAUAAGUACCAGACGUCGGUUUCAUUGGAUUGUAAUAAAGGCUACGACCUGCUGGGCUCCAGUGUUGUUUCCUGUGACAUCAACAGCGAGUGGAAGCCCUCGCUUCCAAAAUGCAACCCAAUUGAAUGCAAGGCUCCAGAAAUCCCGAACGGUGAGGUGGUGGGCAAGCCUGACCUCUCAUACAAGUUCUCGGAAAAGGUGACGCUGAAGUGUCUUGAGGGAUACAAGUUAAAAGGACAGAGCACACUGACGUGUGGAGAGAAGAGCCAGUGGUCUGAGCCUCUUCCUGAAUGUACACGGAAUGGUGGAGAGGGACUAAAGAUGGGGCUCAUCAUAUUGGCUGUAAGUUUUGUCGCCCAGUGGCUCCUGCAUCCCCUGUAUUAG